Rhododendron vialii is the source of this 966-nucleotide messenger RNA. Its product is annotated as GPI-anchored protein LLG1-like. The record is from RefSeq and is a predicted model, not a curated record. The transcript is spliced from 3 exons. NCBI's taxonomy places the organism in Eukaryota, Viridiplantae, Streptophyta, Magnoliopsida, Ericales, Ericaceae. The coding region runs from base 147 to 674 and encodes 175 amino acids.
GGCUCUAGGUGAGGAAAACCUGUUUCCGCGUUAUAUUUUUAAUAUCCAGCUCACAGAAAAGCUGUAUCGUUAAUUAUAUUUUCUGGGGAGGAGGAGGAAGAGAUCUGUGCUCCUUUUCUCCGUUUUGUUUUCUACCCAGCUCAAAAAUGGAGCACAACAAUCGGUUUUGCUUUUCUAGUUAUCGAACUAGUCUCCUCCUACUUGUCUUCGUCCUUUCGAUCUGGCUCUCUGCUUCUGCUUCCAUUUCAGAUGAUGUAUUUGGGGAUGGAGCUUCAAUCGGUCGGAGCCUCCUUCAGACCAAGACACCUUGCCCUUCAAAUUUUGAGUAUUUGAACUACACUAUCAUCACAAGCCAGUGCAAAGGACCGCUGUACCCCGCAAAUGUCUGUUGUGCAGCAUUUCUAGAAUUGGCUUGCCCUUAUGCUGCUGAACUGAAUGAUUUAACUAAUAAUUGUGCCACAAUCAUGUUCAGCUACAUCAAUCUCAAUGGAAAUUACCCACCCGGCCUCUUUUCCAGCGAGUGCCAGGAUACCAACUCCAAGGUCGGUGUUAUGUGCCCUGCAACUGCGCCAACACAAACAGCUAAUGACAGUGGGACGAAGAUCAUAUAUACUCCAUCCCCUUUGGUUGUGCUAACAACAGGCUUCCUCCUACUGCUAUUGCGAUUCUUCUGAAGGCUUAUCAUGUUAUUUUCUCCAUACAUUGUUCUGUUUUGUUACCCUUGUAGAAAUCGCUGCUUCCAAAUGAAUGUCUAGGCCACGAUUUUCCCUUUCACUGGCCAUAUCUGCCGGGAUUGCCCUUUUUCAAUGGUGCUAAGAGCUAGUAUUUGCUUUGAUUUGUUGAUUACCUGAGUAAUUUAUUAACACAAAGACUUGUGUAGAGAUUAGGCUGAUACUGUGUUUAAGAUUCUGGACUUGGGAAGUUAUUUUGUAAAUUUUCCUCCUUUCCGAAGGUGGUUUAUCUUGA